UUUUUCUUUCAAUUUUUUGUUUGUUUUAAAUUCUGCCAAAAAAAUUAUUUAUCAAUUGUGGAGAGCAAUCAAUCAUUAUUGAAAGAAAUAGUGAACAGGUCAAGAUGGCCGAUGAUCAAAUGAUUAAGAUAGCGGAAGAUAAUAGGGAUAAAAGGGUGACUAGGCUAGAAGAAUGUCUUCUUGAUCCAAAAUCCGAUCUCAACAUCGAUGGCCUCCUGGAUUGUGUUCAAGCAUUGGUCAUUGAUUGUAAUCAUCCUGCAUUGCGACGGAUCAAAAAUAUUGAUCUGUUUCUGCAAAAAUAUGAAAAAUACAAUGAUUUGAUUUCAAAUUCGCGCAUGAAACCCGAUGAUUUCAAUGUGAUCAAAGUGAUUGGUUCUGGUGCUUUCGGCGAAGUGAAACUUGUCCGCCACAAAUAUACGAAAAAAGUGUUCGCCAUGAAAGUGCUAUCCAAAUUCGAAAUGAUCAAACGUUCGGACACAUAUUUUUGGGAGGAAAAGUUCAUCAUGGCACAUGCCGAUUCUGAUUGGAUUGUCAAACUACAUUACGCCUUUCAAACCAACACACAUCUCUAUAUGGUGAUGGAUUAUAUGCCGGGUGGUGAUCUUGUCAGUCUUAUGUCUGAGUAUGAUAUACCGGAGAAAUGGGCCAAAUUUUAUUGUGCCGAAGUGAUUCUCGCAUUGGACACCAUUCAUUCGAUGGGUUUUGUUCAUCGUGAUGUCAAGCCCGAUAACAUGUUGCUAGAUCGGCGAGGUCAUUUAAAAUUAGCUGAUUUCGGUACCUGCAUGCGUAUGGACGACAAUGGUCUUGUCCAUUCGGAAACGGCUGUCGGUACACCUGAUUACAUUUCACCCGAAGUGCUAAGAUCACAAAGCGGCAAAGAAUGCUAUGGUCGUGAAUGUGAUUAUUGGUCGGUGGGUGUCUUUCUUUACGAAAUGCUUAUCGGUGAUACUCCUUUUUUUGCUGAAUCAUUGGUCGGAACGUACGGCAAAAUAAUGGAUCACAAAAAUCAUCUUCAUUUUCCUGAUGAUGUAGAAAUAUCUGUGGAAGCUCGUAGUCUUAUCUGUGCCUUUCUCACCGAUCGUCUGAACCGGUUGGGUCGCAACGGAAUGCCUGAAGUAAAGAACCAUCCAUUUUUUCAAAACGAACAGUGGACAUUCGACAAUAUUCAUCAAUGUAUUGCACCUGUUAUUCCUGAACUUUGCGGUGAUGAUGAUACAAGUAAUUUCAAUUCUAACCGUAUCGACAUACGCAAAGAUAAUGAACAUUUUCCCGAACCACGAGCUUUCGCCGGCAAUCACAUCCCGUUCAUUGGGUUCACAUAUUCUGGUGAUAAUGCUCUUCUCUCUCGCAAACGGCGCCACUCGCAAUCGGUGGAUGGCGAAUCCGACAUGAUGGUCGGUCGAAUGGCCGAAUUAAGUGAUCAAGAUAAACGUUCGCUGGUUAUUGAUUCGAGUGUCGAAUUGGACCACAAAUUUCGGCUCACCAUGCACGAGAAAGAUAGACAAAUAGAUUCUUUACAGAACGAUAAAGCCUACUUGGAAAAACAUCUGAAUUCGUUACGUCAAAAUCUAAUCAAAGUACGCGCCACACUCGAUCAAGAAACCGAAAAUCGGCAAGCUGCUGAAAAAUCCAUGAUUGAAUUGCGUAAAAAAUAUGAUUCGGAACGAACACAACGAAUACAGACGCAGAAUGCUUUGAAUGAAAUGAAUUCAAGUAUGGAGAAAAAGUUGACCAUGCUAAGCGAAAUGUUGCAAAAAGAGAAAGAAAAUUUUGCGCGUGAAUCGAUCAAAAUGAACGAUCUACAGCAUACGAUCCGUAAUCAAGAACUUGUCAUUGGUGAAAUGAAAAAUAAAAUUGCCAUGUUCGAAAAAAUAUCCGACAGCAAAGAAAAGGAUGUUUCAGCAACACGUGAAGAGCUUAACGUUGCCACCAAUCUGCUUAACAAUUAUAAGGCCAAAGUCAAACAAUUGGAAUCGCAAAUAAUCAUCUUGACCAACGAACUACAUGAACUUCGACCCAUUACCAAUAAGGUAAAUCGACCGAUGGCUAUUGUUACGCCUGAUCAGAAUGACAAUAAUAUUGUCACCACCAAUGCAAAUGAUGACCGCAAUACUGAAGUUCUCAUUCACUCGGACCAAUUUCAGGAUGUUUCCGCUUUGAAAUCGAUGCUUGAAGGAGAAAUUCAUAAACGCCAACAAUUAGAAACGAUGGUGAAGGAAAAAGAACAAGAAAUCGAUGGUCUAAAAGUUGAUAGACAACAGCUACAGCAACAGGUUCAAAAUAUGGAAAAUGAUCGUUCGUUUGGCAGUGAUAAUGUCGACAAUGAAAUCAAACAAUAUCUUUCCGAUAGCUAUAGCCUGUCGGAUGUGAAAAUUUUGGCGCAAAAAUUUGCUUUUUCUGAAAGUGAAAAUCAAUUAAUUAAAUCACAGCUGGAAGAAGCAAAGAAAGCAUACCAAAAAUUAACAAUUGAUUACAAUGAUAUGAAAAUCCGUUUGGACACUGAGCAUUGUUUUUCAGAGAUUUACAAAAAUCAAUUGAAUGAAAUUAGCGAAGAAUUGAAUGAAAAGACUUCGGAAUUAAAUGUGCUUACAAGAGAAAAGACCGAUAUUGUUCAGGAGAACGAAUACCUCAAAAAUCAACUCAAACAUGAUACCAAUUACAGGGAAAGAUUGACCAUAUUGGAGAAUGACAAAUCUCAUCUGGAAAGUGAACGGGAAGAACUGCUUAAACAAUUGGCCAAUCUGAAAAAAGAUUCGAAUACCACUAUCGAAACACUUAGAUGCAAUGAACGAGAAUUUGGUGAUUAUAUUCAGGAACUAAAAAAGAAAAACAAAGAAUUCGAAACCAAAUUAAACGAUUUAAAUAAUAAUGCAGAGGCUGUUGCUUCUAUUCAACAGGAUAAUCAAAUACUGGCCAAACAAUUACAACAGGAAAAAUUGCUCAAAGAACAGGCUGUUAACAAAUUGGCCGAGAUUAUGAACAGGCGUGAUAUGAAAAUGACCGACAAAAAAGCCAAGAGUUCGAUUGCGAUGGAAUUGAAGAAAAAGGAAAAAGAAUGUCGCAAACUAGAGCAGGAACUCAAUUCAGAAAGAAAUUCUUGUAGUCUCAAGAUUUCAAAACAUCAGAAGGAAUUGAACGAUAUUCAGGCAAUUUUGCAAGAAGAAACUCAACAGAAACUUCGACUGCAAAUGGAAGUGGCAGCCAAAGAUGCCGAACUAGAACAAUUACGUAGCAAAAACACUCGAUUAUCAGAGGAAAAUUUGUCCACAACAUCGUCAUUGUCAUCGGUAGUCGCUUCAUAUCAGCAAUCACAAUCGAUUCCUAAUACCGUCGAAGAAGUAGACGAAUCAAGAUUAGAAGGUUGGCUUUCAAUACCCAAUAAACAGAACAUUCGUCGACAUGGUUGGCGUAAACAAUAUGUUGUAGUAUCGAGUCGAAAAAUUAUAUUCUACAAUAACGAAAACGAUAAAGCUAAAUCGGAUCCAACACUUAUACUGGAUCUUUGUAAAUUGUUUCAUGCUCGUUCCGUAUCUCAAGGUGAUGUGAUCCGUGCUGAUGCUAAGGAUAUUCCUCGCAUAUUCCAGCUUUUAUACGCCUGUGAGGGAGAAAGUCGUAAACCGGGCGGUGAUAAUUCAUCACAUUUGGAUAAUCAUUAUCAUCACGGUAAAGAUUCAACUACUAUUGAACAUAAAGGUCAUGAAUUUAUACCCAUUACAUUUCAUAUGCCAACUUCUUGUGAAGUUUGUUUGAAACCAAUGUGGCACAUGUUAAAACCACCACCGGCACUUGGUUGUAAAGGUUGCCGGAUGAAAAUACAUAAAGAACAUGUGGACAACAAACACGAAAACAGUGUAACACCGUGUCGAGUGUAUCUGAAAAAUUCUGCCAAAGAAUUGUUAUUGUUAGCAUCUAGCAGUGAUGAACAGCAAAAAUGGAUCCAUUUUCUAUGCAAACGAAUCAAACAAUGUGGUUACGCUGCAUCUAAUCAUUCAUCACAUCAAAGGCAUCAGAGUAGUCUCAGUUUUCAAAGUAAUUAUUCAUCGGAUUCGAUGGCCAGCGUUAAAUCAACACCUGACAAAAGUCAUCUGAAUCAAAGUCGUAGUUUUACUUCCAGCCAUGAUCUUCACAAUCAAGAACAACAGUCUAUUCAUGACAAAAAUAGUCAACAUGUUCAUAGCCAUCAUGAUUCCUCUACCACUGACAUUCAUCAAGCUUCUCAAUUUUCAUCAUCAUCAUCAUCAUCAGUAACGAAUCGAUCGGCCAGUUCAAAUAAUAGAUGGUCAUCAUCAGUUUCUAAUCGAUCUACACAUCAUUCAAAUUCAUCAACAUCAUUAACUAAAUCGGCUACAUUACCGCCUCUUAAUGGAUCAAAUAGUCAACAACAACAACCAGCGCAACAACAGAUGAUUAUGAUGAUGGAACAACAACAAAGGUCCGAAUCUGAUUUAACUAAUGUCAGUUCUACUAGUAGUUCAAGCUCAAUCAAUUCAAUGAAUAAUAAUAAUAUCAAUGGACAGUGAUGUUUCAUAACCCAAAUCCACAAACCAAAUUUGAUUAUUUGUUGUACUUAUUGCAUAUUGACCCUAUUAUAUUUCCACCCAACAACCAAAAAACAAAAACAAAACAAAAAACAGAAAGGUUUUAUAUUUUAU
Molecule: messenger RNA, 4652 nt
Organism: Dermatophagoides pteronyssinus (European house dust mite)
Lineage: Eukaryota; Metazoa; Arthropoda; Arachnida; Sarcoptiformes; Pyroglyphidae
Gene: Rok
Product: Rho associated coiled-coil containing protein kinase
Biological process (GO): embryonic morphogenesis; actomyosin structure organization; Rho protein signal transduction
Cellular component (GO): cytoplasm; cytoskeleton
Molecular function (GO): small GTPase binding; ATP binding; Rho-dependent protein serine/threonine kinase activity
Source: RefSeq, a predicted model, not a curated record